GAGACACGUAUAGACAUCUAGCGGCACGCGUUGAAUAAUCUCAUUAUUUCGAUAUAUUUUGGGGUUUAACGAACAACCCGCAACAACACAAUGCUUAACGUCGUACUCAAACAGCUCAAAAACCAUCCCGCUCUGAUCCCCUUGUUUGUUUUCAUUGGCGGUGGAGCAACCAUGUCUGCUCUUUACCUUGGUCGCCUUGCCCUAAAAAACCCAGAGUGCGCCUGGGAUCGUAAGAACAAUCCUGAACCAUGGAACAAACUUGGGCCUAAUGACCAGUAUAAGAUGUUCACCGUCAACAUGGAUUACUCUAAACUGAAAAAGGAUCGGCCAGACUUCUAAAAAAGAGCUUGGAAAUCUUUGCUCUUUUGGACUGAAUGUGUUGAAAGCACCACAGAAGCCAACCCGCACAUGAACUUCAUAUCCCAGAAGCAAAGCCGCACACUUAACUUCAUCAAUUUACCCUAAUAUUUGAUCAGGGUCAAAUACAUAUGCGACUCCAUCUUAAUCAAGCUCAUGUUGAAAGGGAGAAGGAUCGUGACCAUCCUUAUAUUGCCUUGGAGGACACAUACACACA
This is a messenger RNA of Chanos chanos (milkfish), 574 nucleotides long. It is a transcript of the gene coxfa4b, whose product is annotated as NDUFA4 mitochondrial complex associated b. The record is from RefSeq and is a predicted model, not a curated record. NCBI's taxonomy places the organism in Eukaryota, Metazoa, Chordata, Actinopteri, Gonorynchiformes, Chanidae. Gene Ontology annotation, cellular component: respiratory chain complex IV. The transcript is spliced from 4 exons. Bases 91 to 339 code for a protein of 82 amino acids.